Molecule: messenger RNA, 741 nt
Organism: Penicillium brevicompactum
Lineage: Eukaryota; Fungi; Ascomycota; Eurotiomycetes; Eurotiales; Aspergillaceae
Product: type 1 glutamine amidotransferase
Exons: 3
Coding region: 1-741 (246 amino acids)
Cellular component (GO): nucleus; cytosol
Source: RefSeq, a predicted model, not a curated record
AUGCCUUUGCGUAUCGCUAUCUUAACAUGCGACACCCCGGUCCCCGAAGCCAACCGUCGCUAUAAUGGUUAUGGUGGAGUAUUUCGGUCCCUCCUCAAAUCCAGCGCCAAAGUAAGCGGCCUGGACCCAGAAGCGGAUCUCGAGACGACUGUGUUUGAUAUUGUCGAUGGCGAACAAUACCCAGAACUGGAGAGCGUGGAUGCUGUGCUCCUGACUGGCUCAAAAUAUAACUCCUACGACGACACCCCAUGGAUUCUACGCCUCCUAGAGUUCACCCAGAAAGUACUCGCACAGGACCGCGUUCGCAUACUCGGAAUAUGCUUUGGUCACCAAAUCGUUGGUCGUGCACUAGGCUCCAAGGUUGGACGAAGCGAUCGGGGCUGGGAGAUAUCUGUGUGCGACAUGGCGUUGACAGACAAGGGAAAGGAAUUGUUUGGUCGAGACAAACUUCGCAUCCAACAAAUGCACCAGGAUAUUGUGUUUUCGAUUCCCCCAAAUGUGACCUUGCUGGGCUCUUCCCCGCGCUGCGAGGUGCAAGGAAUUUAUGCGCCCCGCCGAUUCAUCACAGUGCAAGGCCAUCCCGAGUUCACCGAAGACAUCGUGAAGGAAAUUGUUAAGGUCCGGACCCAGGCGGGAGUCUUCAAAGACGACUUUGCGCAAGACGCCCUGGAUAGAGCUGGCAAUGAGCACGAUGGUGUGGCCAUUGCUGCUGUGUUCCUCAAAUUCCUAUUGGAAGAAUGA